Toxorhynchites rutilus septentrionalis is the source of this 1721-nucleotide messenger RNA. RefSeq lists its product as uncharacterized. Gene Ontology annotation, biological process: septate junction assembly; regulation of tube size, open tracheal system. Bases 205 to 900 code for a protein of 231 amino acids. The record is from RefSeq and is a predicted model, not a curated record. Gene Ontology annotation, cellular component: membrane; septate junction. Lineage: Eukaryota; Metazoa; Arthropoda; Insecta; Diptera; Culicidae. The transcript is spliced from 4 exons.
AAUUGUUUUGCGGCUCCGUGUGAUCGAUAAGUAAGAUGCAUUUUGCUGAAUGCAAUCACUGAAUGAAUCAGUUGGGAACGAGACAGAUGCGAAAACAGUGGCUACCACAUACUUUUUAGAAUUAUGUUUUACCGUUUUAUUUGCAAUGGGCACGCUUUACAGAUUUGUCUGCAAUCAUAGUGUUUUCCCAUCCAGUUGUGAUAAAUGAAGACAAAAAAUGAAAUAUCCACAAUGAAACGUCGCUCGCUAGCCGGAAAUUGUGGAGUGGGUGUGUUCGUGAUAGCACUGGUGACGGUGCUGGUUGCCUUUGCGACGCCAAGCUGGCUGGUCAGCGACUACCGGAUCACCGGAUCCAAGCUGGACCGGUUGGGACUGUGGACACACUGCUUCCGAUCGUUGCCGGACGUGAACGAUGACUACCAGCGGAGGUUCUUCGUUGGUUGCCGCUGGGUGUACGAUCCGUUCACCAAGGGCUAUGAUGAGAUACGAGGAUUUUUGAUACCACCAUUCAUGGUCGCAACUCAAUUCUUCUACACUCUGUGCACGAUCGGGGUGCUACUGUCGCUGAUCUUGGUUUUGGUGUUUUUCCUAUGCGCCGGCCCGGACCAGAAGUUCUUCGUCAAGCUGAUACGGACCAUCGCAUACAUCACACUGGCAGCGGGUAUCUGCGGUGGUAUCGGGGUCAUUGUUUUCGCCGUCUUCGGCAACAAUGACAAGUGGAUGCCGCAGCAUGCCAACAACUGGUUCGGAUGGUCCUUCAUCCUGGGGUGCAUUGGUGCCGUCGCCUGCGGGGUGGCGUCUUCUCUGUUUUUCUGCGAGGUCCACGUGCAGGCCCGGAAAAGAAGGCAGCUCAAGGAAUCACAAACGCGGUUCCAGAUCGACAGCGAGUCUAAGGCUUGAAGACGGAAUUUCUUCGCUGGAAUCGAAAAUGUGCUCAUACCGAAAAAAGACGAAUAUUUUUUUCUUUUUGGCAGCAAAAAAAAACGCACAGCAAAACAAAAGCUCACAUUUUAGAGGAAAUCAAAAAGUACAAUCUGGAAAACUGUAACGAUUUUAGAACAUUUUAACCCACGAUGCCUUGAAUCUGUAAAUAAGAAUCACAUAUCGCAGUUUCUCUGUUGAUCUAGUUUUUUUUUACGAGCAAAUUGUCGUACUAAUCGUAACACGAAGCCGUCCGUAUCUGUAAUCUCUACAUUUAGAAGAGUUUCUUUAGUAGUUUUAGAGUACAAUUGAAGCGCUCGAAUGUAAGUAGUAUUAAGGCCUCCCGUAAACUUACAACACCAUUCCAAACUGAAUCAUUCGUUAACACCGUGGUGUACUAUCCUAAAAUGCCAAAUUAGGACGAUAGAAGCGUGAAGUAAAAAUAACAAUAAAAUAACAAGCAGUAAGUAGUGAAGCGUUUCAAUCGUCUAACGCAAAUUUCGCAGAGUUUCGUUUAAGUUUACAUUUGUUUUCCACUUCCACUAAUCGAAAAUCCUUUCCACUUUGGGAAGGAAUAAUCUUAAUGCUGCCUUGUAUAAGAUAACGAAUAGAACUUUAAGCAAACGCGAGGUGCCCUCUCCGGCAAUGAAUAAAAUUAGAAUGAAAUUGAUUGGCUCACAUUUCAAGGAAUCUCUUUUAUGUUUUUUCUCGGGUAGUCGGUACGUACCCUUUUUAGCGCUUAUGAUAGAUAAGACGAGAUUUAAAUAAGGAACAAUAAAGGUUUUUUAGAAAUAUCAUAA